UUUAAUAAUGUAUAUAAGUGUAUUAAAUACAUAGUAAAUUUAUGGUUUAAAGUUUAGAACGACCUAUUUGAAAGUGUUUUAGUGCAUAUUUAAGAUUAAUUAACGAUGGGCAGAUAAUGACUGUCUGUGAUAUGUGCUUGUGUAAAUGGAUAUAGCAACAGAUAAACUCACAGAUAAUGCUAGGUAACAGGAGUCGAUGACUUUCAUGUAGGCACUUAAAAAUACACAUACCAUGGCAAAUAUGAAUGAAAGAGAUAUUCCUAGUGUUCCCAUCACAACACUAGCAGGGGUAGCCAGUUUAACGGGUUUACUACCUGAAAUGCCGCUGCCUACGCCUUUAGCUCAAACUUUGAGUACUAAAUCAUUGUUAUUUCAUCCACGAGUGGCAGAGGAGGCUUUAAAUUUGCUUGAAGUGCGUGGUGAAUCUUUAGUACCUGGUUUAGUUCAAUCUUUGGGGCAAACAUCUGCCAAUCAUAUAGAACUCAAAGAUGAGUAUAUUGGUUCUCAGUACUUGACCGAUCCACAUAAUACGAAGACACCACAGUUACUGCAAUCAAUAUUGGAAAAAAAUCCAAAUGCUUUCAAUGGUGGUAAUUUUCCUAUGCAUCUCGUAACAAAUCAUAUGCCUUGUGUAUCGAGUCAGAAUUGGAACCACAAUUCAAUGUCACCGAACAUGGGAAGAAAUAUCAUGACAAAAUAUGGCCAGAUAUCUCCAUGCGGUUCUCGGCAAAUACCUCAGGGAAGUCCAGCAGCACCUGCAUCAGCCACAUUGCCAUUUCUCCCACCUCCUGUGUCGAUGACAAAUCAUGUACAAUUUAAUCAGCACGACCUUAAUAAAGAUAUGAAUUUAACAGAUAAUACUAAUGAAUUGUCACAUGCCUUCAAUAGUGAUAGACAAGCUGCUGUUAAUAUGUAUAAUGGGAUGUAUGUAGACAAUAUGAAUAAUUUAAAUAUGAAUAAUAUUAAUGCAAAUGUCGUAAGCAGUCCUCAUGUAGGAGUAAUACGUGAUCAUGAGGAAGGAAAAUAUGUGAACCAACGAAAUUCUAUUAACUAUAUGGGCAAUGAUCAAGGAGCUGGCCGUUUUCCUAACAUAAGAGGACCAUCUCCAGCUCAAGCUAGUGAUGCACCUAUGGCAACUGGAGUAUAUACCACAACACCAUUUGAAGUAAAAUCUACUGUCGCAAUUCCUCCACCAGAUAUAUUCAAAAAUUCUUUGGUAUCAAAUAUAAAUCAAUCAAAUGAGAACAAUACAGUUAAUUGUGUAACACAACCUCAAAACUUUUCAAAUUUAACAAUACAACAAACAAAUGUUGAGCCAAGCUUAUCAAACCCUCCUUCUGAACCUGUGAUCAACAAAACCCUUGAGAAAACGGAACCAGAACAAGAGCAAAAGAAUGUAGUUGUACAAAGCAGCCAGUUAGAGAUGAACCACACUGAACCUGUAGAAGAAAAGGAUAGUUCAGAUGAAAAAGUUAAGCAAGAUUCAGAUCCAGAAUUUGUGCCUGAUGAACAAGUUGAUAAUUUUACUGCCUUACAAAGAAAACGUCCCUACAAUAAAGUUCAACCACCUACUACUGAAAUACCAAUUGUUAAGCCAAAACUGCGAAAGAUUGAACGGAAAUUUGUACCUGUUAUUCAAAAAUUAUCACAAGAAGAUUUAAUAAGAUCGAAUACUUACGUUCAGUUUAUAAAGGAAAUUAAUAAAGUUUUAGAAAAUGUCGAAGAUUACAAUACUGAAUAUGAUGAACUAUCAUCAGAUUUAUUCAUACCUCAACAUCAGCUAAUUGUUCUUUCACAAGAAGCAGCAAAAUUGAAAAAUUCUGGAGCUAUGUCUUCCAUGCCUAGUCAGAAAAUAUUACGGAUUUUAGAUAUUUUAACCCACAAUAUAAAAGGGGGAUUGAAUGUUUUGCCAUUGGCAGAUCCUGAUGAAGAUGAUGAUUCAUCUGAAAUGUGGUUAAAUACAGCUAUGGAAAGAGUAAUGGGAGCAACCGAAUCAUCUCUUAUCACUUUGUAUAUUAUGACAUCCAAAGAAAUGCCAAAGAAUGUUUAUAUUGAAGAUUUAAUAGAUCAUAUUGUUCAAUUUGCACAAUAUCAAUUACAAAACACUAUCUAUCCAACGUUAGAUGCUACACACAGGAUAGAGAAUAAUACCGUAAACAAACAAAAAAUUGAUAAACGGAAAAAACACCAGCAAGUUGUAAAUGCUCAACAGAGAAAAAAUAUUUUAUCAUUUUAUACAAAAUUAUUGGAAAUUGUUCGAUUACUUACUGAACUUUUAAGUUUACAAUCUUUAACAGAUACAACUAUACUGCAUUUAUCAUCAAUGAGUGUUUCCCCGUUUUUUGUGGAAAAUGUUAAAGAAUUACAACUAGAGUCACUGAAACUAGUUACCACAAUUUUUACAAAAUAUGAAAUGCAUCGUAAACUUCUUCUGAAUGAUAUUUUGGCUUCGAUGGCACGUUUGCCUAGCACAAAGAGGAAUUUACGGUCAUACAAAUUAGACACUGAUGCUGAUAUACAGAUGUUAACAGCAUUAGUAUUACAACUAAUUCAAUGUGUUGUUGUGCUUCCUGAUAAAUUAAUGGAACCUGAUGCAGAUACCAAGAAAAUAAACUCUGAUAGUACAAAUGAAAUAAAAUUAACCGUAGAUAAAGAUGUGUUUGUGCAACAGAAAUAUACCUCUGCUGUUAGUAUUGGUGGAAUGUUUCUCGAUACAUUUUUAAACAAAUGCAGAAGUCGACAGGAAGAAACUGAUUUUAGGCCUAUGUUUGAAAAUUUUGUUCAAGAUUUACUUGUUACUGUCAAUAAACCACAAUGGCCGGCUGCUGAACUACUCUUGAGCUUAUUGGGCACGAUGCUGAUCAAAUAUAUAUCAAAUAAAAGCAUGGAUGUUGGCAUUCGAGUGACAUCAUUGGAAUAUUUGGGGUUAGUGGCAGCAAGAUUACGUAAAGAUUUAGUUUAUUCAACUUGUAAAGUGGAUAUGGUGGAUAAAAUGAUCGCAGAUAUUAAAGCAGAGGAACAAAAAGAGGGCGAUUUUGAUUCUGAUGAGAAAAAAACAAAUGUGGUACUAAGUGCCGAAGAAGAAAGAGUGCAGUAUCUGCAAAGUGUACUGUUGGAUUUUUUAGCAAUAAAUGCCGAACAAGAUAUUUCUUGGACACAUGCGAGGCAUUUUUAUUUGUGUCAGUGGUAUAUUGACAAUAAUACUGAGAAAAGUAGGAUAGCAGCUGGAGGUACUCAUAAAAUGCAUUCUAGAAAACAAUCAAGAAAAAAGAGAUCUAAUAAAGGUGAAGACACAAGUGAUGAAGAUGCAUAUUCAGAUCCAAAUGAAGAAAUAAACAGAAUGACAAGAGUAUCAGAUCAACAAUUGAAUUCUGAAGUCUACAGUUUAAUUGAGCAUAGGAAAAAAUUUUUACUGAAUAAAAUCAAGCCCUUUCAUGAUAAAUAUUCUGGAGGCAUUAAAGUACAGAUAUUUAAAACUUAUAUUAAUUAUAGCAAUGCCGAACUAAUAGCACAGUACCUGGCUUCAAAUCGUCCAUUCUCGAAGAGUUUUGAUAAGUUUUUGAAAAAUAUGGUACUUGUACUUUGUGAGAAUUCAAUAGCAAUUAGAACAAAAGUUAUGAAGUGUAUGAGCAUGAUUGUGGAAGUAGACUCAAAAGUUUUAGCGAGGAGUGACAUGGCCUGUUCUGUGAAAAAUUCUUUGUUAGAUCCAGCAGCUUCAGUUCGAGAAGCAGCUGCUGACUUGCUAGGAAAAUUUAUGUUAGGACAACCCGAAAUUAUUGACCAGUACUACGAUAGAUUAACGGGGAGAAUUUUGGAUACUUCAGUCGCUGUGAGAAAGAGAGUGAUCAAAAUACUGCGAGAUAUAUGCAUUGAAUUACCAACAUAUAAGAAAAUUCCAGAAAUAUGCAUUAAAAUGAUAAAGCGAGUAAAUGAUGAGGAAGGCAUUAGAAAGCUAGUUGUGGACGUUUUUCAAGAAAUGUGGUUUAAACCUGUGCAUAGUUCUCAGGAAUCUGAAAUAUUGACAAGGAGGGUGUCAAAUAUUACAGCUGUUGUUAUGGCUUUGAAGGACAACAACAAUAAUGAGUGGUUUGAACAAUUACUGAUGAAUUUAUUUAAACCUAAAGAAGAUAAAGAAGAUUCAACAAAAAUGCACAUUGAACCUCCAAAAGUGCUGAUAAAUGCUUGUACGCAAAUAGUUGAAUAUUUGAUUAAAACAAUUAUCUCUCUGGAGCAGUGUCCAGAAGACAAUAAAGAAAGUCAACAAAGGAGUAGCAAAUUGGCUGCGUGCAUGAGCACACUUAAUUUGUUUACAAAGAUCAGGCCUCAAAUGCUAAUUCGGCAUGCCAUUACACUAGAACCUUAUAUGAUAAUUAAAUGUCAAACACCAAACGACAUUGCAAUUGCAAGUGCAGUGGCUAGUAUAAUGGAGCUUACAGUUCCUUUGAUGGAGCAUCCCAGUGAAACAUUUUUAGCAAGAGUCGAAGAAAAUGUUAUCAAAUUAAUUAUGUUCAAUUCAACACCGAAUAUUGUUAUAAAUUGUUUCUCUUGUCUUGGCGCUACUGUGAAUAAUGUUACUCAUAACUAUAGAUUAAUAAGAGAUUUUUUUUCUAGAUGUUUUGGCCAUUUACGUCAAAUUAGAAAUCUUUCUAGUUUAGAAACAGGACUUUUUAAUUCACCAAGUCCAAAUUUUAGACCAUAUCUACGAAGGUUUUUAUUUAUAAUAGGACUAAUGUUACGUCAUUUUGAUUUUAAUGACCCAGUUGUAAUAGAAGGUCUGGAACCCGAUAUCAAAGAUCAAGUAUUCGAAACGUUAUUAUUUUUUAUACAAAUAGAGGAUUUAGAUUUACAACUACACACAUUGAGAGCAAUUGGCUCCGUUUGUGUGAGGCAUUAUGAUUUAAUGUUAAAACCUGAGUUGAAAUCGUUUUAUCACAGAAUGUUGUUGGGUCCUGAUUCACCAACCAAUAUGAGAAUAGAAGUUCUUAAAAAUAUUGAAACAUAUUUGCAGGAAGAGGAAAAAAGAAUGAUAAAACUGAACUCUGAAUGGCAUACAAGAGGAAAGCAGGAAGAUUUGAAAGAGAUGUGUGACGUCUCAUCUGGAAUGGCGAGUACAGUUAUUCAAGCUUACCUUAAUCAGAUAUUACAAUCACUACUUACUGAUAAUGUACAAAUUAGAAAAGCUUCAAUACAAGUUAUUAAGUUAAUAUUACAUCAAGGUUUAGUGUGUCCUUUAAAUAUAGUUCCUUAUUUAAUUUGUUUAAGUACUGAUACAGAAAAAAUGGUCUGUCAUACAGCAGAUAAUCAGCUGCAAGAUAUUCAUAAAAAGUACCUUGGUUUUGUACAUAUGAAAGCAAACGAUGGCAUUACUCUUUCAUACAAACUUCAGUCUAUAAUUCAACAUAAUGAAGAUCAAAUUAUUCGAGGAUAUAGGCAUACAGCUGUAAAGGGAGAAGCACCAGUAGCAUUGAACGGUUUUCUGUACACUUUACUUAGGAGUACUAAACCUCAAAGGCGAGGUAUUCUUAUGUCUAUAUUGAAACAAUUUGAGGAAAAGGACAAGUCCCUAUCCAACAUGUUGUACCUUGCCGAUAAUUUAGCUUACUUUCCAUAUCAAGUGCAAGAUGAACCAUUGUUUGUCAUUCAUCAAAUUAACAUAAAUAUGUCAUUAAAUGGCUCAUCAUUAAUAACCGCCUUCCAUAAGUCAUUGAAUCCAGUGCAAGGUGUGGGAGGUGUUGUAGAAAAGUCGGAUAUUUUAAAUGAUGAAGAUGAAGAUCAUAAUGUUGAUGAGCUAUUACAAAGAAUGCCAGAGGAUACAACGCACCUUCAAAAUUUAAUAACUGCUGCACAAGGAUGUUUGUUAUUACUAUUUCUAAGGGAUUAUUUAAAGACUGUCUAUGGCUUUAGUGAUAGCAAACUGGUGCAGUACUCACCUUCAGAGGCAUCUAAAAUGUAUGAAAAGGCUGUGAAUAGAAAAAGUGUUUCAAAAUUUAAUCCCACGAAUACAAUAAAGAAAUUGAAAGAAGCAUCAUCACAAAUAUUAAGUCUUGAGGAUCGAAAGCAACUUAUAGAAGAAUUCUUAUUUUUCAAACAGAAAAUGAUACAGCAAGAUGAAAAUUCUGAAGACGAAGAUAAAGAUAACACUAAAGUGAAUGGAAUAAAUACUAGUGGGUCAGGUGAAACUCAAUUAAAAGUUCCAGUAGCUAAUAGUGAAACAGUAGAAAACGACACAAGCAACAUUGCAACAAAUUCCCUGCCUACUAAUGUUGAUAUUAGUGAAAAUGCACAUGUGCAACCAAUAAAUGCUGAUAUGCAAGAUCCCUUAGCACAAGAAAUAUCACCAAGUAAAAAAAAAGUUCCACCACUUCGAAUUAGUACAAAUCGUAAAUAUAACACAAAAGUCAAAACCCCGUCACGUAACAAAUCCUCAGAUAAACAAAAAAAGCAUCGACAAAAGAAAAAACGAAGAAGAUAUAUGUCAAGUGAUGACGAAAGUGAUUCCACAAGUGGCUCAGAUUAUUACGUGUAAAUACCUAUAUUGAGAGAUCAAUGUGUAAAUCUGGUGUAUAAGCAUAUUAUUUAUUGGAUAAGUAUUUUUUUUAUUUUUGUAAUUUAUUGAUAGUGUUAUGUGCGUUUGCAUAUGUGGGUUGAGUGAGUGAAUGAGUUUGUAGAUAUUUAACAAAUAGUAUGCGUAUAUGUGUUUGCAAGUAUUGCAUGCAUGCACACAAGAAUAUUAUGUGUGCAUGUUUGUCAAUUCAUAUUUUGCGUUUUUAUUUUAAGAUUACUAUAUUGAAUUUACACAUAACUUCAAGUAAUUAGCAAUA
Messenger RNA from Ctenocephalides felis (cat flea), 6821 nucleotides. It is a transcript of the gene Nipped-B, whose product is annotated as nipped-B protein. Gene Ontology annotation, cellular component: Scc2-Scc4 cohesin loading complex. The coding region runs from base 233 to 6526 and encodes 2097 amino acids. The transcript has 30 exons. The record is from RefSeq and is a predicted model, not a curated record. NCBI's taxonomy places the organism in Eukaryota, Metazoa, Arthropoda, Insecta, Siphonaptera, Pulicidae. Gene Ontology annotation, biological process: regulation of gene expression; establishment of protein localization to chromatin; replication-born double-strand break repair via sister chromatid exchange. Gene Ontology annotation, molecular function: chromatin binding.